GACACGCUUGCUGUCUGAUACUGUGUGACAUCCUCUCAAAUUGUGGCAUAAAUAUUAGCAAAGCUGGAGAAGGCAACAAUGGGACUGUGUAUGUGUUCCAGACUGGCUGGCUAGGUUAGCUAGCCAGGAGCCUGGGCAGUCAGCUGGCACACUGACUGGCAACACACAGGUUUAUAGCUACUGUACUGGUCCCCUGUGUUGUCUGUAGAUCUACUAAAUCCUCACGGCUUAACUGCCUUUUAUGAGCCAAAAAUAUUUUUAUUUACUUACUAAAGGAGCCAUACAUUCUGGUGUUAACUGAAUGAAACUGGGCUUGUGCUAGUUGUAGUUGUGUUUUUUUUAAUUUUUUUUAUUGCAAUUUGACAACAACCAGUGAGGAUUAAGUAGUGCUCCAUUUGCCUGCCAAAUCAUCAUCAUGAUUAUCUCUUUUUCAUUAUGAUUUUCAUUAACAUGAUGCAGACAGUUUUGUGCCACCUCCCCAGUGAAAUUAUAAGUUCCUUUCCUGAGAAGAAGCCAGUUGUGAAUGAAGUUGGAAGCGUGGUGAUCUUGUGCUAUUCCCGGCUUUCAAAGUAUGGUAUAGCUGUCACUGAGUUGUCUCCCACUGCUAGUAUCCGAUAAACUCAUUAGGACGUGCAUGCAUACAUCCAAAUUUAGAGUGUCAGUCGUCUUCACCCCGUGGUACGGAUGUGUGCGCUCUUUGCUCUCCAGCGUGUCUGCAAAUGGCACCUCUUAAUGCACCGACAGGGGAAAGUGUUUCCACCUGCAAAGGCAAGUGUUAAAGGUGAUAACAAAAGGUUGACGUCACCGGGCUCAUCUUGAUCCUGCCGCACAACCUCGACCGCUGAGGAGGUGGAGGAGUAGUUUUCAGAGCAGGCGGGCAGCUUUUUUUGCCAUAAUUGUUCGUGUCUGGAAGGUCUAUCUCUGAUCAAAUUUCGGGUAUCCUAAGGGCACACUUAACUAAUGGGAUCCUAUCGAUGUUUCUUCCCCCCCCUCCAAGCCUGAUCUUUACACGGCGGAAUGUUAAUGUUGCCACAGCCUGUCCGCGUCGUCUUUGGCUGCUCUGAGUCUGGCGUUAUUGUUGUAGUCGGUCUGUAAUGUCAUGGAGCUUGACGGAUGUGAUUAAAAACCCCACCGCGGACAAGCAACACAUCUGUGACUUGACUGGACCAUGGAAGUGAUCGGGUUUACUCUGCACAGUGUGAGGAGAAGUGUGUGUCCCAUGUUGCAUUAGUGUCUGUGUGAAAUGCUGGCCUGUCUGCCAGGGCCAGGUGACCUCCCCCUCCAGCUUCUCCCCCACACGCAGAUGAACACUGGACUUCAGAAAUGGGACACCACACAAAGGAUGAGAUCCGCUCCGUUUCCAACCCCUGCCGAAUUGGAUGCAUAUGCUAAGAAGGUUGCCAACAACCCACUCACCAUCAAGAUCUUCCCCAACAGCGUCAAGGUCCCCCAGCGAAACCACGUGCGCCGGACAGUCAACGGGCUGGAUACUUCAGGCCAGCGCUACAGCCCUUACCCUUCCUCUCAGGCUAGUGCCAAGACGGGCCUCCUCGCUAUCGUCAAGGUGCCCACAGUCAAAGGCAUCCUAAAAGAUUUUGACGGCACCCGAGCUCGCUUACACCCUGAAGUCAUCAUGAACCCUCCCUCCGGGCGCUACCAAGUGGCUUCGACCAGCACUUUAAACCACCACCCACCUCUGCCGAACCUUCCCCGCCUCCAGCAGAGCUUACCCCUUCAACCACAGGAACCGCCUCAGACUCUACAGAUGCCCCUCCCUCAGCAGCAGGGUCACACCCAGAGCCUCAGACACCCUCCCCCCAUGGCCCAUCCCCCUCAGGGCCCACCCAGACUCCAAACUCUGUCUCAACAUCCAGCCCUUGGCCACCCACAGGGCCCCCCUACCGUCAUGCUUCAACAGCAGCACCUUCAGCAGCAGCAGCCGCCACCUGGCUUGCAGGGGAGCAGAAAGCUGCCAGAUGGCGACGUACCGCCUAAUGUUACCGUCUCUACCUCAACCAUUCCACUCUCCAUGGCCGCAGCGCUGCACCAGGGCCGCCAGGCCGACCUGAGCACCAUUGUGCAUCAGAUCAACCAGUUCUGCCAAGCUCGGGCCCAAGGUGCAGGAGCCACCUCCAUGUGUGAGGGCCAGAUCGCCAACCCCAGCCCCAUCAGUCGCAACCUGCUUAUCAGCGCCUGCUCCAGGGUGUCCAUGCACAGCAACCCUGCCACCCCUGGCUUCCCCCCACACAACUGCAUUAUUGGUCCUCAAGAGAAAGCCACCGUCCCAGUGGGAGCUCACCCCCCAUCCAGCGUGGCUGCUAUGAACCACUUGCCUUCCAACCACACUGAUCUCAAGCAGCAGCACCACCUGCAGCAGCAUCUGCAUCCACAACAGAAUCUGCAGCACCAACAGCUACAACAACACACACAGCAGCAGAAAAUGCGCUCUUGGAAUCAACACCAGUUGGCUCAUGUACCCCACAUUCAGAAUGGUGCGACCCACCUCUGCAAGCAGCCUUCCAGGGACCCUGCCUUCCAUUUUAAGGGCAUGGGCUACCCUGCAGAGGUUUGUGUGGGUCAGCCUUACACACUGAAGCCUCCCGUAGAGAGGCCCACCCCCUCUCCCCCUGUCAACAACAGCUGCAUGCCCGGUCCCAUGGCCCACUACACUAAUGGUCACUACUUCCAGUCCCACAUUUGGAACAACAGCAUCUUACCCACACCCAACAGUGACAGCUCCGGGUCUCAGGACGUAGCCAUGCCAUUCCAUGGUGCAGGCCCAGGGGGGUGCACCACACUAGACUGCGGGCCUCCUGGGGCUCCCCAAUACAGGCUAGGAACGAGCUCCUCCAUCUCCUCCUCCGCCCAGACUAAUCUGAUGCAAACAGCAGAUUACUUGGGUGGGGACUUCCAGACGCCCUACUUCCGCGAUCAGAAUCUAGGGUUGAUGGGCAAGAUGCACAGGCCUCCUCUGAGCAGGGUAGGUCCAGAGGUUGAUGAUGGCAGAACCGCUCUCAUCCAGCUCCCAGGGUACAGAUAAGCUAUGGCCUUGUCUACACAACAGUUAUCAAAACCCAUUUGUUUAGUCUUAAGAAAGGAAACACAUGAAUAAAACUAAAUUGAUAACUUAAACAAGUGAUCUCUAAUGUUCAAGAGGGUAAAUUCAUAUAUUUAAUGAAGAACAGUAGGGUUUUUUUGUUCUUUUUAAAUAAAUCUUGCAAGUGAUCAAUUGCUGCUUUAAUUUUUGUUACAAGUGCUUUUACCUGGCACUAUAGGGAACUGUUUCAUGUGCAUGUGUAUACACAUACAUAACAUCUGUACUGUGUGUGUCAUUCCCUCCUUUUUCCUCUAUUGUCUGUGUGCCUGGGUCUUAACAGAUCCUGUGUUAUUUCUAUUUCAGAACUUUUUCGUUUUCUUAUGCAUGUAAGAAAGACGAAAAACAGAUCCCUCACUGAAAAACAGCAACAUCUACUAAUGGAUGUUUUUUACAGGGUCAUGUCUGUCAAUUUUCAGCUCUGACUAGUUUUAUUAGACAAGUGACUAAUUUUCAUUUUCGUGUUUACGUUCAAAUCUCAUAGUAACUUCAAGAUAAAACAUAAUCAUUUGAGGACAGAUCCUGUUUCAGUGCAAAGCCAUCAGACACUGGAGACUAUUAAAUACAGCUGGAAAAACAAACUUGCGGUAUGCACAUGUACACAGAAGUUUUAUUCUUUUGAAUUUAAAUGUAAUUAUUUAUUUGUAUAAUAGGACUAUUCAUGACUGAUUCAUCUCUGUCAGUUAAGGAAGCAUGUAAUCAGGUUGUUUGUACAUAGUAAAGAUCCAGCUGGGAGCAAAUAUGAUGAAAAGGUGAUGCUCUAUCCUGCUGAAAAUGCUGCAAUGAAUUCAGGUGUUUAAAAAAAACAACUUGUUGUCAAUGCCAGGAAGGUUUGGCAACAAGAUUGUGAAAAUGUUUAGUGCAGAAAAAGUCACAAAUUAAUCAUACCUUAAAAUGGCCAAAGUUGGGUUAACAAGGACACAGUUAUGAAGAUGUGCCAUUUUAUGUUUGUUUCCUCUUCAGAUCGUUUUUGUAACCAUGACAAAUGUAUUACUUGAAUGUUGAGAUUAUUUGUUUUGCAGGUAUUGAAGGGGAUGGGGUAGUUACGAGGUCAAAACUCUGGAGUAGAAGAAAUAAUAGUGUUAAUAAUGUCCUGUAGAAUUGUCCCACGAGCCUAACCAGAGUUUUGAUCCUGACAGCAGGAACUUAAGUGAAUUAAGUUAUGUGUAGUUGCUACUGAUUCUGAUGUGAAGUCUGCUUGAAAAGACCAAAUUGAUCACUUGCAAGAUCACUUUGAGGUAAACAAAACUGACUUUUAAGUGAAACAGCAAAUGCAUUGUUUAUUUUAUUGUACACUGGCUUACCUACUAGACUACUGUAACUUUAAAAUUGAAUGAUUGUGUGUGAAUGUUGCCUGCUGCUGUGGGUAGAGUGAAGGUGUGUGUGUGUGUGUGUGUGUGUGUGUGUGUGUGUGUGUGUGUGUGUGUAAACAGUGAUGCCCAUGUUAUUUUCACCUAACUCCCUAACAGCCCGUAAAAAGCCUUAAGUGUUUGGUCCUUGGAUUUCCCUUGAAAAUGAGCAUGGUUUUAAUGAAAACCCCAAAUAAUGAGAAAGAAGAUUAUAAGGAUACACAGAAACAGCAAUUUUGUCUUUUUUUUCUGGUCUUUUUAUUUUAAUAAAGUUUUGUUGAAUAGACAGAGCAUUUCCUUAGAGAUUCUUUAUUAUGGAAAGCAAGAAAAGGAGUAAUAUUUUGUAAUUAUAUAUUUUAGCAAUGUGUAGUUACUGAGCUGUAACAUUUUUUUUCCCCAAGUUUCAAAGUUUCAGUUUGCAGUUGUGACUAUUUAUAAUACUUGAUUUGCUUGUUAUUUAAAUUUUAUUUUCUUCUUUGUUUCUUGUACUAUUGCUGUGAAAUGGAAGAAGGUCCAUAAGCCUUUCUUUUGUGUCAUUCUGUACGACAGAUAAGAGGCAAGAGUGUGAGAGUUGUGCUACUCUUUUUGUAAUAUUGUAAUAAUAAAAUAAAGUUCUAAUUUAUGCUUUGAA
Molecule: messenger RNA, 5074 nt
Organism: Micropterus salmoides (largemouth bass)
Lineage: Eukaryota; Metazoa; Chordata; Actinopteri; Centrarchiformes; Centrarchidae
Gene: fam222ba
Product: family with sequence similarity 222 member Ba
Exons: 3
Coding region: 1244-3040 (598 amino acids)
Source: RefSeq, a predicted model, not a curated record